AUGGGUUUACAGACAGAUAAAGAGACGAUGAAGAAAGGCAAGGAAGUUGUGGUUUCAAGCCCUAACACCAACGACGAUGACGACAACCUUAAUAUCAGCGAAGAAGACUUAGACGACGUCAAUAAUCAUAACAGAGGAAGUGGCGUCUCUUUUACUUCCGUUAGAUUCUCUUCUCGCAACACUUCCUCCAAAUACGACUUUGUCAAGGUUCUUCAUUUUAUUGUUACCCAAAGAGCAAAGGUGAAGGUGUGGUUGGGCGAUAAUGCAGAUCACUACUACGUGCUUUCCAGAUUUUUGCUCAGCCGAAUGUUAACUGUCACUAAGAUCCCAAAUUAUGUAGCUAUUAAAAUUGCUUUGGAGCUCAAGAAGCUGCUAAUAGACAACAGCCUUCUAGAUGUCUCGCAGUCUGAUUUGGAAGCCAAUUUGUUUAAGCUUAUGGAACGAAGGGGUUAUGGGGAGGAGUACAUAAACCGGUACAAGAUGAUGACGAGAUUUCACCAUCAAAGAGUGCCAUUAGUGAUUCUUGUAUGUGGAACUGCCUGUGUUGGAAAGUCCACCAUUGCUACCCAACUUGCACAAAGGCUAAAUUUGCCUAAUGUCUUGCAGACAGAUAUGGUAUAUGAAUUGCUGCGCACAUCAACAGAUGCACCGUUGACAUCUACUCCUGUAUGGGCACGAGACUUCAGCUCCUCUGAGGAGUUAAUUACUGAAUUUUGUAGGGAGUGCAGGAUUGUUCGUAAAGGAUUGGCUGGUGAUUUGAAGAAAGCUAUGAAAGAUGGAAAGCCAAUAAUAAUAGAGGGAAUACAUUUGGAUCCAAGCAUUUAUUUAAUGGAAGAUGAAAAUAAAACACAAGCUCAUGUGCAAGAGAAAAUUCAAGAGGCAGAGUCCCUUGCAGCAGAUGGUUCCAAAACACACAUGGAAAACGAUUCUCCAAGUAUAAAUGGAAAUCCUUCUGAAGUUAGCAACAGUACUGCGCAUGUCAGCUCUGAUGAAGGGACACUGGUUAACAAGGUGAACGAAGUCUCAGAUUGCCUGGAAGCUUUUGACCUAGCGGGAAGUGUUUCUGAGAAUAAAGGUGGAAGUCUUACUGGUCCAGAGAUGGAUAAAAGUACUUCUGUUAAGAAAGAGAAGUCUGGUCCUGAACCAGUAAUUAUACCUUUAGUUUUGAAGAUGGCUGAAUUUGAUCAUAAGGCAUUACUAGAGGAGGGGAUCUCGACUCGUACAUUUAGUGAUAAAUGUAUAGUCCAGGAUAAAGAUAAGCUAAUAAGAAACUUAAAGACCAUCCAGGACUAUCUAUGCUCAUUCAAUUCGCAGGGUUUGACAGUUGUCAAUAUAUCAGCAACCACAUUCCCACAAACAUUGGAUUGGCUGCAUGGAUAUCUUCUUGAGUGCAUUGAACGUGGCAUUUCAUCAGUAUCCAACGAAAAUAAUAGGCGGCCUGUGGAAAAGUAG
Molecule: messenger RNA, 1452 nt
Organism: Prunus armeniaca (apricot)
Lineage: Eukaryota; Viridiplantae; Streptophyta; Magnoliopsida; Rosales; Rosaceae
Source: the annotation of a GenBank genome assembly